Molecule: messenger RNA, 1791 nt
Organism: Zingiber officinale
Lineage: Eukaryota; Viridiplantae; Streptophyta; Magnoliopsida; Zingiberales; Zingiberaceae
Product: calcium/calmodulin-regulated receptor-like kinase 2
Exons: 9
Coding region: 258-1538 (426 amino acids)
Biological process (GO): protein phosphorylation
Molecular function (GO): protein kinase activity; ATP binding
Source: RefSeq, a predicted model, not a curated record
UCGUACUCUCGGACUCCGUCGUCUCUCGUACGCUCCGAUCGAGUCCAUCGUCUCGGCUUGUUCUUCGCCAACAGAUUGAUGCGGCAAAGAGGGGCGAGAAAUCCGAAGUGGGAUUCGACUACUUUGAUCCAGUGAUGCGUAUUCGACGUUGAGCUGAAAGGGGGUUUUAGCUCCCAUCUCCUGUGAUUCGCUUCGUGUCGAUUUAUUAGAGGCCUUCAAUUUUUUAUGUUAUUGUGAGAAUCUAAAAGUCUUACAAAAUGAGGAGCCAGAUGUUGAAAAUCACUCUAGGGGUCUCCGUAGGUGUUGCUAUUGGGAUUUUGAUAGGGUGUGGCGCAUUGAUUUUUAUGAGGCUCUACAGAAAGCGUUCUGGCUUCCAGCUUCAUCCAAGAGAUGUCAGCACAGCAACUCUUCCUAUACGUGCAAAUGGUGUUAACGCAAGCAUUGAUUCAAGUGCAUCAAUCUCUGUUUCUAACAUUGAUUCCAGAAAGCAAUACAUGACAAAAAGGAAUGCUCCACAACAAAAUAAAGACCUUUUUGCUUCUCUUUCAGCCAUUCCAAGAUACUCUUACAAGGACAUUCAGAAAGCCACACAAAACUUUACAACAAUUCUAGGGCAGGGAUCUUUUGGGCCCGUAUAUAAAGCUACAAUGCCUAAAGGGGAAUUGGUGGCUGUUAAGGUGCUGGCAAGUGAUUCAAGCCAAGGUGAAAAGGAGUUCCAAACAGAGGUACUUCUACUUAGUAGGUUGCACCACAGGAAUCUUGUGAAUUUGGUUGGAUAUUGUAUAGAUAAAAGUCAGCGCAUGCUUGUUUAUGAAUUCAUGACCAAUGGCAAUCUUGCUACCCUCUUAUACAACGAUGGACCAAGGAUUUUGAGCUGGGAGGAGAGGGUGCAAAUUGCAUACGAUGUCUCAAACGGAAUAGAGUAUCUUCACGAAGGGGCUGUCCCACACGUCGUACAUCGAGAUCUGAAAUCAGCUAACAUAUUGUUGGACAAAUCAAUGAGGGCCAAGGUUUCUGACUUUGGUCUGUCCAAGGAAGAAGAUACAUUCGAUGGAAGAAAGUCAGGUCUCAAGGGCACAUAUGGUUACAUGGACCCGGACUACAUGUCGACGAACAAGUUCACAAAGAAGAGUGAUAUAUACAGUUUCGGAAUCAUAUUGUUCGAGCUAAUCACAGCAAUAAAUCCACAGCAAGGUCUAAUGGACUAUAUCGAUCUUGCAGUGAUAGGUGAGGAUGGCAAAGCCGACUGGGAAGAGAUUGUCGAUAAGAGGCUUGUUGGAAGAAGCAGCCCAGGGGAGGUAAAGCUUCUAGCUGACAUUGCUUACAAGUGCUUGCACAAGGUACCUAGAAAGCGUCCCUCGAUAGGGGAUGUCAAUCAGGCAAUCGCAAGAAUAGCUAGGCGUCGCCUAGUCGAGAACGAUACAUUUCUCCCACCGGGCAGCGAGGCCGCUGGAGUUUUAAAGAUGAUUGAGAAUCAACAGAUGGAGCUGAGCAACCUGGCCACAAUAAAAAGCCAUCAUCAACCAGUGAAACUAUGAAUCAUCUAAUUUUGUCUGUUCACUACUGUGGAUCAGCUCUAGUUAGCUCGGUGCAACAAUGUAGAUAUGGAUGCUUUAUCAAAUUGGUCACAAAAUAAUCUAGCAGGAUCCCAACACAAUGGCCGUCACGCUGCCGCCGCUCCAAAUCCUCUUUGUUCCUUCGGCGCCGCCGUCGCCGAUAGCUUAGUUUUGUUCUUCGUCUUCCCAAUUUGUUUAUUCUCCUCGAGAGUUCCAUGGAAGCGGCUGCGUUGAG